Molecule: messenger RNA, 1947 nt
Organism: Benincasa hispida (wax gourd)
Lineage: Eukaryota; Viridiplantae; Streptophyta; Magnoliopsida; Cucurbitales; Cucurbitaceae
Product: glyceraldehyde-3-phosphate dehydrogenase 2, cytosolic-like
Biological process (GO): glycolytic process; glucose metabolic process
Cellular component (GO): cytosol
Molecular function (GO): NADP binding; glyceraldehyde-3-phosphate dehydrogenase (NAD+) (phosphorylating) activity; NAD binding
Source: RefSeq, a predicted model, not a curated record
UUCUUCAGUUUUGGGUCUCAGUUUUAUGAAAAGGAUCCAGGGUAUAUGCUAAUUCGAGACAGUGGGCUCAAAACAGAAGUAGACGUGUGAAUGAAAAUGGAACAAGUUAGGGACUCGAACCAAUUUUAAACCAAAUAUCAAUGUCAUUUUCCAUAUCCUUCUGAUUACUAGUAAUUGCAUAUUUAUAUAUAAAGAAACUAUCAUAAAAUUGUGGAAAAUAUAGAACCACUACAUCACCAUCCCCGUCCCUACCAAAAAUUCUGAAUCAAAGCGCCUUACGAAUUCAAAACAUUACGCUAAACUACAACCAUGCAUUUGGCAGUGGACAUCGACCCACCACUUUUAGCUUAAUUAUUUUGCUCACUUUUCAAGGCUCCCCAUUUCUUUCAGCUACCUCUUAACGGACCAUCAUACAUUCCCGUUCCGUUUCAGACCAGUUAUCCCUUUCAUUUGCCACCGACCGCCGUUCCCACUUUCUUGUCGCUUUCUUUCCUCUGGACUUUAAAACCCUUCUUCCAUUCUCAGCCAGUAGUCAUUUUGCAAACUAUUCACUCCUCUCACCUUAUCCCUCAACCUCCUUGUGAAUCUCUCUCCAAUGGCCAAGAUCAAGAUUGGAAUCAACGGAUUUGGAAGGAUUGGGAGGUUGGUAGCAAGGGUUGCUCUCCAGAGAAACGAUGUUGAACUCGUUGCUGUUAACGACCCUUUUAUCACCACUGAUUACAUGACCUACAUGUUUAAGUACGACAGUGUUCAUGGCCAAUGGAAGCAUCAAGACGUGAAGGUUAAGGAUUCUAAGACCCUUCUCUUUGGUGAGCAGGCUGUUACAGUUUUUGGUAUCAGGAAUCCAGAGGAGAUCCCAUGGGGUGAGACAGGAGCUGAAUAUAUUGUAGAGUCCACUGGUGUUUUCACAGACAAAGACAAGGCUGCUGCCCAUUUGAAGGGUGGUGCAAAGAAGGUUAUCAUCUCAGCUCCCAGCAAGGAUGCUCCCAUGUUUGUUGUGGGAGUCAAUGAGAAGGAAUACAAACCAGAUCUUGAUGUUAUAUCUAAUGCUAGCUGCACUACCAACUGUCUUGCUCCUCUUGCAAAGGUCAUUCAUGAUAGAUUUGGCAUUGUUGAGGGUCUGAUGACCACUGUUCACUCAAUGACUGCCACACAAAAGACUGUUGAUGGACCAUCUAGCAAAGACUGGAGAGGUGGAAGAGCUGCUUCAUUCAACAUCAUCCCUAGUAGUACUGGAGCUGCUAAGGCUGUCGGAAAAGUUCUGCCCGCAUUGAAUGGAAAACUUACCGGUAUGGCCUUCCGUGUUCCUACUGUUGAUGUCUCCGUAGUUGACCUUACAGUGAGGUUGGAGAAGCCAGCAUCGUAUGAUGAUAUUAAAGCUGCCAUCAAGGAGGAGUCUGAGGGAAAGUUGAAAGGAAUUUUGGGUUACACCGAAGAUGAGGUGGUGUCCACUGAUUUUUUGGGUGACAACAGGUCAAGUAUUUUCGACGCCAAGGCCGGGAUCGCACUGAAUGAAAACUACGUGAAGCUCGUCUCGUGGUACGACAAUGAGUUAGGCUACAGUACUCGUGUUAUUGACUUGAUUGUUCACGUCGCUUCUGUCCAUUAAGGGAAAGAUGCAAUGGGCUUCCAUUCAAUUGCCCGUUAGUUUUCUUUCUUCAGCAGUGUUCCGAGGCUCCAUCGAUGAGUGAGUUGAGAAAUUAUAAUAAUAAAAAAAGAGUUUUCAAAGGCUUCUCUUUACUCUUUUGAACUUCUUCCCAUUUUAUGAAAAGCUCUGUUGCUUUUCAAAUGUGACACUUCAAUUUUCCCAGCAUGUUCUGUUCUUCUUCCUCGGUGAAGAUAUCUCAUGUUUUCUGUGAUAUUUCUACUUGUUGAUGUAUUCGUUAAUUCGAGUUAUGGAAUUUUUUUUUUUAAAUUUGGAUUAUUAUUGAUGAUUGAUAUUUUCUA